Messenger RNA from Drosophila novamexicana, 1762 nucleotides. RefSeq lists its product as uncharacterized. The coding region runs from base 580 to 1500 and encodes 306 amino acids. The record is from RefSeq and is a predicted model, not a curated record. The transcript has 4 exons. NCBI's taxonomy places the organism in Eukaryota, Metazoa, Arthropoda, Insecta, Diptera, Drosophilidae.
GUAGCAGCAACAGCAGAAGCGAGCAAAACACAAAAGCAACAAACGGCGUUCAGCGAAAAACACGAACAUACCGAAACCGAAGAAACCGCUGUGAAAAGAAAAUACAAAAAAAAAAAAAAAAAGACCAGACCAAACAAAACAUAAGCAAGAAAAAUUUACAGGCACUCGGGCACAGACGAUUUUUGUACAUUGUUGUUUUAAUUCAAUUAAAACACAAAUUUGUGCUCCUAUUUGCGCAUUUUAAUUUUUAUUUAACUGCAGGCAGCAUUUUGAUUAACUCUAGUGCAAAGCACUUGUGCUCUAUUUUUUUUUUUUAUUUUUAUUGUUGUUGCCCCUUGCAAAGGAAAUUCUAAUUGGAACAAUAGGCCUGAGGCAAAACAACGAUAAGCGGGCGUAUACAAAACAAACGAGAAACGUAUUAGAAAGAAAAUUAUAUUAAUAAACAACAAUAAAAAAAAAAACGAAAGAAAAAGGGGAAGAGAAAAACGCGCGCGCACUGCAAGUGUGAAUUAGUGAAAGUUACGCGCGCGUGUGCAACGACACACCGGCCACGCCCAUACCGCCAAAAACGCCCACACAAUGAACCGAUCAAACAGUUUUGUGAGCUCACUGAAAUGGUGGCCACUGCAGGGCCACAACAAUCAGGCAACGCCAGCAGCGCCAUCGAAUGGCGGCAGCGCCGGCUACUCACAAUCGGCGCCCAGCUCUCCCACAUCCAAUUGGCCGCCGUCGCUGCAGCAGCAGCACAAGCUGAGCGUCGGCGCCAAUGUGAACGCAACAUUUGGCAGCAGCGUCGCCGUACAAAAGCUGCGUGAAUCCAAAUGGUUCAAGCCCGAAGAGCAGAGAAUUUUCUGCGCCGUCGUCGAGUGCGGCUUCAUUGUGGAGGUGCGCAGCAGUGCCGCUGCCGAAGCCGCUGCCGUUGCUGCCGCGGCUGCCGCCGCAGCGGCCACUGCCAAUGAUGCCGAUUCCCUGGACAUCGAUUGCCCGCCCCUGACAUUGGCGCCGCCACUGAUUAUACCACGUAACGGCAGCAGCAGCAUUAGCUUUCUCGAAGCGCAGGAUGAGAACGAGACGCCGGUAGCGUCAUGGUACGGCAUCGUACUCUGCAAGGUGGCCAAAGACAAUAAACCAAAACCGGAAACCAUUGAGAUAUAUUCUGUGAAAAUACGCGAAAAUGGCACAUACAAGCUGAUCAAAAUGUCAUUGGCCGACAUCUGGAGCCACGGCUGGGAGUUGCGCAUUAACAAUUUCGCUGACAAGGAGAAGACACCGCACAACGAAAAGGACAUACGCAAUCAGGUGUCGCUGGCGCGCAAGGCCAAGCAGAGUCUAUGGAACAAUAACAAGCAUUUCGUGUAUUGGUGCCGUUAUGGCAGUCGCCAGCAGGAUGUGCGCAAGCGACAGAUGUCCGAGUGCGUGAAAUGGGGCAGCGUUGGCAUGAAUGCGGGCAUGUUGCUGGUGCUCAAUAAUAGGCAAAAAUGCCACUCCCACUCAAAGUAACUAACACAAUUACACAACUCUUUUCUAGUGCAUAUGUAUAUGUACACGCUAUCACACACACACACACACACACACACACACACACAUGCAUACCACAUUGCUUUAGCUAGAGGAACGUAAAGACAAAAAACAAACAAAAUCCAAAGCAAAUUGUGAUAAGAUAGAUCAUGUUUUAAACAGCGACAAGCGACAACACACAGCAGAAAUAUUUAUUUACAUAUGUACAUAUGUAACGCGAGAGAGAGAGAGAGAGAGAGAGAGA